Molecule: messenger RNA, 1353 nt
Organism: Yamadazyma jaroonii
Lineage: Eukaryota; Fungi; Ascomycota; Pichiomycetes; Serinales; Debaryomycetaceae
Source: the annotation of a GenBank genome assembly
AUGCUGAUACUAUCAGAUUGGAUCCCUCCAAUUCUGCCGAGAAUCGUCAUUACAUGCUUAGUUUGGUACCUGAUUUCAUCGAUUACCUCACAAUUGACAAAAUCAAUAUUGAUUGAGUAUAGCUAUCCAUUAUUUUUGAGUCAAUUCCAAUUCUUGAUAGGGUCCAUAUUAUCGUUAUCGUUUAUUUUUUUGGCCAGGUCGUCUCCCAAGAUCUCCGGGUAUUUUCCUUUGGGUAGUAUACCCCUUGAUGAUUCCAAACCAAUUUUUAGUAAAGGUGCAUUUUUAAAGAUCUUACCCUUAGGUUUGUUUCAAUUUUGCGGUAAAUAUUGUUCCUUAAGUGCCACAUCCUUGAUAUCCUUGGCAACAGUUUCCAGUGUCAAGGCUCUAUCCCCAUUAUUAAUUGUUUCAGGGUAUAAACUCAUAUAUCAAGUAAAAUUUCCAAUUGUCACAUAUAUAUCAUUAACUCCUUUAGUAGGUGGAGUUAUGUUGUUGAUAUCUGAUGAAUCAAAGUCACACCCUGUUAAAGGGGAACUUUCGAAUACGGACCUCAGUUUAAAUCAAAUCAAAGGGUUAAUCUACUGUUUGGUCAGUGUGUUGAUUUUUGCAGCACAAAACAUCUAUGGGAAACAAUUGAUAACUUGGGAUUCAGACACCAAUCCAGCAAACUUGGCAUUAUAUUCCAACAGAUCCGAACCUAUUGAUGAUGGGUUCAAAGGGAAGUUCAUUAGACAAAGGAAUAAUUCCAUCAGACUACCUUAUUCUACUUCUGACAUCAGAUUAGAUGAAAAAAAAGAGGAAAAAAGAGAGAAUGGAAGUAGUAGUUUCAACAACGGGUAUGCUGAACAAGCUACUGCUAAUAAAUUCAAAUUGUUUAAUCCUUUAUCAUCGUUUAUGAAUGAAUCAGAUACCGUUAUAAAGCCUGAUCAAAUGACUAUCAUAUUUUAUUGUUCAAUCAUUGGUUUAACCAUUUCUUCUGCUGGAUUCACGUUGAAUGAAUUACCUCAUGUUUUGGAUCUUAUGUUCGGUAGAUUAGAAGAUUCCACACCUGAAACCAAAUCAGGGAUUUUCCGAGUAUUCUACUUAAUCUUACUCAAUUCUGUAUCACAUUUCAUUCAAACAUUAUUGGCCUUCCAUUUAUUAGGACUGAUACCAGCAGUUUCUUAUUCAAUUGCUUCCAUGAUGAAAAGAAUUUGUUUAAUCCUUGUAAGUAUCAUUUUGGCCACUGAUUAUCAUGACCCAAAUAAAUAUUUCGGCAAAAUAACAGGAACUCAAAUAGUUGGUUUACUGCUUACUGGAGUUGGAUUAUAUUGUUAUGAUAAAUGGGGAGCUCAUAUAGUUAAAGACAAAAAAUAG